UCCCAUUCAAUUUAGUUUCAAUGAGUUUAAUUUCCACGAAAAACUCUUGGUUAAGACUAUUUUGACUUUGAUAAUUAAGACGGCAUUUGUCUCGAGAAGGUAAGGAGCUAACGUUUACUUUAACACCGUAAAAUCACUUAAAAACAUUACACGAUCAUUUUUAUCAACAGUUUUAAUCAAUGAUUUCUGUGCUCGUUUUGCUUUCGGACCGUACCAAGUGUGGUCGAGCGUGGGGGGGGGGACUGAUUGGUUCUGCAGCUAAAAUGGAUCGCCCCAGUCCGUCUGACCAUGCACCUGGAGAGCGAGGCUCGGCCCGCAGAUUACGGUGUUCGGUUUACAGGCUAAUUCCGGAGGUUUCCGGUCAAACCCCGCCGCAGUGCCUCUGAGCAGGAGGGUAAGAGAGGAAGGAGGAGACCAAACGCACCGAGCGCAGCGGGCAGAGGGCCAUUGCUUGUUUCCUUCAGAACAACGGACAGGCAGGAGGGACCACCGCGCCGAGAGCCGCCGGCAGCCGCUUCAUUGUCUGCGAGGAUGUCGUCCGUGACCAGGCUGCUGUUGCUGCCUGCAGCCCUGUGCAGCAUCACCAGCCCCUCCAGCGCCGCAUCCUCAGCAUCCCGAAAGUGCGAGGACAGCUUGGCCACUCCUCUCCCCUACAGCUUCUUCACCAGCUCGUCAGCGUACGCCCGAGGACACGGAGCCGGUUACGCCAAACUCAACAGACAACAAGGUGCUGGAGGCUGGUCCCCCUUGGAUACAGACCGUUACCCGUGGUUACAGGUGAACCUGGGUUCUAGGAAGCAGGUGGUUGCCAUAGUGACACAGGGUCGCUAUGGCAGCUCUGACUGGACUAGCAAGUAUCGGCUGCUUUACAGCGACACACAGAAAAACUGGAGGCCAUAUUUACAGGAUGGAAACAUCUGGACAUUUGAGGGCAACGUCAACAGUCACGGUGUCGUUCGCCAUGAGCUGCAGCACGCCAUCUUAGCUCACUACAUCCGCUUCAUCCCAGUGGACUGGAGCAGGGAGGGACGCAUUGGACUACGCCUGGAGCUGUAUGGCUGCUCAUAUUGGGCAGAUGUGAUAAGUUUUGACGGCAAUGGUGUCAUCUCCUACCGAUUCAGGAGUAAGAAGAUCAAAAUUGUGAAGGACGUCAUCUCUCUGAAGUUUCGUACCACCGCUGGAGACGGGGUCGUGCUCCACGGGGAGGGACAGCAGGGGGACUACAUUUCCUUAGAGCUGCGCAGGGCGAGGCUGCAGCUCAGCAUCAACUUAGGCAGCAACCAGUACGGUUCCAUUCAGGGUCACACCUCUGUGACCAGUGGGAGCCUGCUGGAUGACGACCACUGGCACUCGGUAGUCAUAGAGCGGUACCGAAGGAAUGUGAACUUCACUCUGGACCAUCACACCCAGCACUUCAGGACCAAUGGAGAGUUUGACCACCUGGACCUGGACUAUGAGAUAAGUUUUGGAGGCCUUCCUAUAUCAGCGAAGCCCAGCUCAGGAGGAAGAGAGAACUUUGUGGGCUGCAUGGAGGGAAUCACCUACAACGGAGACAACAUCACUAACCUGGUCCGCAGGAAGAAGGUGGACACCUCAAGCUUUCGUAACCUGACGUUUUCGUGUGCCGAGUCCAACUCCUUCUCGGUCUUCUUCAACUCGACAUCCUUCUUGCGGCUGCUCGGCCAGAGUGACAGCGACACUCUGUCAGUCAGUUUGUCUUUCAGGACGUGGAACCCCAACGGGUUGCUGAUGUUCACGGCCCUGGCUGAUGGUUGGGUCGAGGUGGGACUGACAGAGGGCAAGGUCACAGUCUACAUGAAUGUGACACAAAAGAAGAACACACGUAUUGACAUUUCAUCAGGUUCAGGUUUAAAUGAUGGCCAGUGGCACAGUGUCCAUCUGAAUGCAUUGGAGAACUAUGCUAUGCUGACAGUGGAUGGAGACGAGGCCUCCACAGUGAGGACAGCCAUCCCCAUCCAGAUUCAGACUGGAGGAACCUACUACUUUGGAGGUAACUUCCUGCACACCAACACCCGAUCCCUGCAGCGCUCAUUCCAGGGAUGCAUGCAGAUGAUCCACAUUGAUGACCAUCUCGCUGACCUCAGGGCUUUGGAGCAGGACCUCGCUGGGUCCUUUGAAAAUAUCAGCCUGGAUAUGUGUGCCAUUAUCGAUAGGUGUGUUCCUAAUCACUGUGAGCACGGUGGGAGCUGUUCUCAGACAUGGAAUACAUUCAGCUGCAACUGUACCGGUACUGGAUACACCGGAGCAACCUGCCAUCGAUCGAUGUAUCAGCAGUCCUGUGAGGAGUAUAAGCACCAGGGGAAGAGUUCAGGGAAUUACUGGAUCGACCCAGACGGCAGUGGAUUCAUCAGCCCCUUCAGAGUCACUUGUGACAUGGCAGAGGAGAGAGUUUGGACCGUGCUGAAGAACAACCUAUCUCCUCAGACAUCAGUCACCAGUACAAACCAGGAAGGGAAGGCAGCUCUGCACAUCACUUACAAUGUGACAGAUGAACAGGUGCUGUCAGUCACCAGCAGUGCAGAGUACUGUGACCAGUUCGUGGCCUACGCCUGUCGAAUGUCUCGUCUGCUCAACACUCCUGACGGCGUCCCGUUUACCUGGUGGGUAGGAAGAUCCAAUGAGAGGCAUUCUUACUGGGGGGGUUCAGGACCAGGCAUACAGAAGUGUUCCUGUGGUAUCGAACACAACUGUACUAACCCCAAACACUACUGCAACUGUGAUGCCGACCUGCGCAGCUGGAGGGAGGACGCUGGCCUGUUGGUGUAUAAAGACCACCUGCCAGUCAGCCAGGUCGUGGUUGGUGAUGCGAGCAGAGCUGGAUCCGAGGCCAAGCUGACAAUCGGGCCGCUCAGAUGCCAGGGGGACCGGUCCUUCUGGAAUGCAGCGUCCUUCACUAGCCCCGCCUCCUACCUGCAUUUCCCGUCCUUCAGAGGAGAAACCAGCACUGACAUCUCCUUCUACUUUAAGACUUCGUCCACUCACGGUGUCUUUCUGGAGAACUUGGGAACCACUGACUUCCUUCACAUUGAGCUCAGAGGAGGCUCCAGGGUGUUCUUCUCUUUCGAUGUGGGCAGUGAGCGGGUGGAGCUCAGUGUCCACUCGCCGGUGCCACUAAAUGACGACCAAUGGCAUCGCGUGGAGGCUGAAAAGAACAUCAAGGAAGCGGUGCUGCUGCUUGAUGGGAAGUACAAAGAGGUCAGAUCCACGCCGCCCCAGGGACACGCUAAACUGGAGUUCUACAGUGAGCUUUAUGUUGGGGCCUCCAAUCGUCAGAGGGGUUUUCUGGGCUGCAUGCGGGCUCUGAGGAUAAAUGGUGUGACCUUUGACCUGGAGGAGAGGGCCCAGGUAACUCCAGGGGUGAAUCCGGGCUGCCAGGGCCACUGCAGCAGUUACGGGAUGCACUGCAGGAACGGGGGGAAGUGUGUAGAAAAGUACAACGGGUACACGUGUGACUGCUCCCUCACUGCGUACGACGGACCCUUCUGCACUGACGAUGUAGGGGGGUACUUUGAGACCGGAACCCUGGUGCGUUACGACUUCCUGCCAGAAGGGGGAACUCCCGCGUUUCAGGAGAUGAAGAGCGUGUCCAGUGUCGGCGUUCCCGGUGAGGCCAACCUGACUCAAGAAGAGCUGGUCUUCAGCUUCAGCACCUCCAGUGCUCCCAGCAUCCUGGUCUACAUCAGCUCCAGAACUCAGGACUACCUGGCUGUGGUGCUCCGUCACAACGGCACCCUCCAGGUCCGCUACAGCCUUGGUGGGCUAACAGAGCCGUACACCAUAGAUGUGGACCACCGUAACCUGGCCAACGGGCAGCCACACUCGGUCAACAUCAGCAGGAACUUUAGGGAGAUACGACUGCAGCUGGACCACUACUCAGUGUCCACAUACAGCCUGCCCGAGGCCUCGGACACCCACUUCAACCUGGUCAAAAGCAUCUUUCUUGGAAAAGUCUUUGAAACCGGACAGAUUGACCCGAUCUUAAUCGCGCGCUACAACACGCCGGGCUUCGUGGGCUGUCUGUCCAGGGUUCAGUGGAACAGCAUGGCGCCGCUGAAGGCUGCGCUGCGCUCAGGCCCGGCUGCACCGGUCAGCACCCAUGGGAUCCUGGUCCCAUCCAACUGUGGAGCCUCUCCCAUGACCAUCUCGCCCAUGGCUUCGGCUAGUGACCCCUGGCACGUAGAAGCAGCUGGAGCCGUUUUCCCGCUCAGCGACAGCAAAGCCCGCGGGGAUGGAGUGGAUCGCAACUCGGCCAUAGUUGGAGGUAUCAUUUCCAUGGUGAUCUUCACGGCCAUCUGCAUCAUGGUGUUUGUGGUCCGUCACAUGUUCCGUCAUAAAGGCUCCUACCACACCAACGAGGCCAAGGGAGCCGAGUCAGCAGACUGCGCCGACGCGGCGAUUAUCGUCAACGACCCGGCCUUCACCGAGACCAUCGACGAGAGCAAGAAGGAGUGGUUCAUCUGAGCGCCUCUCCACGACACGGACACAUGACGUUAGGAUGUAUGUAGUUUUCUAAGCGUAGGGAGUAUUAGUGAGCUCGCUGCCUGUGGAGCCCGGAGGCGUGGCGAGUGGUUUAAAACCACCAUGGCAUCCCAGCGUUGGUAUUAAAGCACACGGCACAGUGCUGCCUGGCAGAGCCUGUGAGGAGAGGCGGGACAGUUUAUUUUAACUUUAUUUACAAUGAACAGGGACGGCAUUCAGACGGUGUGGAGAACGGAGCCAAUAGCGUUGCAGAAAGUGAAUAAGUGUGCUCAUUUGCAUUUAUUGAAGUAUUUAUAUAUUUUUAAAUUUGAUUUAAUUUAUUUUCUUUGUUAAUUUAUUUAUAUUAUGUCAUAUUUAUUCAUAAAAGUUCUUACUUUCUAUCUUUAUUUUUAUAUUAAUUAUUGACUGCCUUUUUGCAAUGUGCUACGUUACGGCAAAGGGAUUCAGGAAUCCCAAUAAUGCUCCUGAGUUGUGCUUUUAAUAUUAAAUCCCAUGUUUGAUUAUUUGCCUUGUUUUAAAGUAAAGUUUUGUGUGUGUGUGUGUGUGUGUGUUGUUGCGCACUGACUUGCUUGCUUGUCUGUAAAGGAGGUAGCCAUGACUUUGUCCGCAUUACUUGGACUAAGGCCAAAUGUUUUUGCAUCUUUGUGACUGACAAGUAUCUCUUAAUUACUUUAUUGCUGAAACUCUUUAAUAGUUCCAAUUUUUUCUGAGGAUGCCAGACGGGUUCAGGGGGAAGUUCAGCUCCUGAGGAAUAAACGAGUCCUGUCAGUCCACAAGAGAUUACAACGUUUUUCAGAUUUCGGAAAUCUUCUUGUGCGCCAUCCUCCUGUGUAUGUUGGUCCAGUAUGGAGACACAUGUGGGAUGAGUUAUUUUAUUGGUUACAAAGAAGGGGAAGGAAGCUGCUAGUUUAGCUCAAUCACAAGAGAACCAAUGCACCUCCAACUGUCCCGCUAACAAGCUCCGUGCAAGACGAGAGAAAGCCACAAUCCCACUAAUAUAAUAAUAAUUAUAAUAAUAAUCCCACUAUGACAACAGCAGCUGAUAGCCAGGCCCUUUUCUUCACACCUGGGUGGAAGUGCAUUUGUAGUGUAAGAAAUUGUGUAGUUAGCGCCAUUUCAUGUCAGAAGUGUAAAAAUCAGAGUCAACUGCUGUAUUUUAAGUUAUUUGAAUUUAGAAAAUGGAAAUUUAAUAGAAGCGGGAAUCCAAUACCCAAUGAACAAUUCCCAUCAAAGAUAUAGAGCUGUAUUUGUAUCAGUGUUACUGGCUAUCUAUGAAAACAUUAUUAGGAGCUGCAGCGCUACGGUGUGCAAGGAUACUGGAUAUAAAACCCGAUGUUGGGCCAGUGACGACCAGAGAGGCUGACGUCAACAGUCCAAAUCUUAAGAACAAGUCUGAGAUAUUAGAAAACUUGCAAACUGUUUGGAAGGUGUCAUUUGUGAUGGAGGUGGACCAACACCUGCACGCAGUGUGUACUUUAUGGUGAAGCAUGUCCUUGACCUGUUAAGAUACAAUGCGCCGGGAGCCACAAGGUUGAUGGUUCAAACCCUACCUGCUCCAUGUCCCAUGUCAAAGUGUCCCUGACCAAGACACCUGACUGCUCCUCAGCUUAUACAUGUAACACCAUGGGUUACAAAUGCAAUGCAAGUUGCUUUGGAUUGAAGUGUUAUGCGAGGUUAGAUUUAAACUGAUUUUGAUCCCCUUGUCUAAAACGGCAGGUAACAAUCAACAGAAGCUGGUUGGUACAUGUUGUCCGUCCAGCAGCAGGGACUCACUCUCAUCAGGGUUGUCCUCAUAUGCUCUGAGGAGACUGACGGAGGACGACUGACUUAUGUCCUGUGUUGUCAUAUAACGUAUUCCCUGCUGUUACUGGUAUUGAAUUAGUAACAGCCUCCUCUCUGGAUGGACUGAAAGGACUGUGUUUAUUUUCAGGAAGUAGGACGAUGCUUCUGUAACAUAAUGUGUGUUGCUCACAUACACAACUAUGGCAGACCCCCUGACCUUUGAUUGUAUUGCAUCUGUAUUUCUUUGACUGCCCUGCAGUGUAAUGGCAUGCUGACACUGAAUGACGCGCAUAUUUCCGUUUGAUAAGCCACUGUAGCAUCACGUUUUUUCUUCAUGUUAUAAAACUUUGCAUAAAUGUUC
This is a messenger RNA of Gasterosteus aculeatus aculeatus (three-spined stickleback), 6643 nucleotides long. It is a transcript of the gene cntnap2b, whose product is annotated as contactin associated protein 2b. Lineage: Eukaryota; Metazoa; Chordata; Actinopteri; Perciformes; Gasterosteidae. The record is from RefSeq and is a predicted model, not a curated record.